AAUCUUAUAAUCCAGAAGUCGUUCAGUAAUCAGAAAUAGUAAUUCAAUAAAUCAUUGCUUAGUGCAUUUUAAUUAAAGUAAAAUUUACUAUCAUGGCUGGUAUAUUGUGUUGUAAACGGGAUCAAAAUAUUAUAUAUGAAGAUGAAGAGGAUACCAGAAAAUAUACCCAAAUAUUCCAAGACACUAAAAAAAUACUUUUAUUAGGGACAGGAGAAUCUGGAAAGACUACGAUCAUCAAGCAGAUGAAAAUACUGCAUAUUAACGGAUUUUCUGAGGAAGAACGUAAAGCUAAAAUACAAAACAUAAAGCAAAAUGUUCACGAAUCCAUCUAUGACAUCGUAGAUAAUAUGGACAAGAUAAGUCCUCCUGUGAAGCCGGCAAACGCAGAAACUAAAUUUUCUAUAGAUUAUAUUUUAAGUUUGGGACGAGAGGAGCCACAAGAAUACUCUGAAGAAUAUUACAAUCAUUUAGUAAAACUCUGGACGGAUGAAGGAGUUCAAGAAACUUUCAGACGUUCAAAUGAGUAUCAACUGAUUGAUAGCGCUGAAUAUUUCUUGAAUCGAAUAGAUGAAAUAAGAAAGCCAAACUACAUUCCAGAUACUCAAGACAUUCUUUUUUGUCGAAUCGAGACUCGUAGUAUAUCAAAAAUCGAAUUUGAAAUUCCGCUUAGUAAAUUUGAAGGUGGAAAGGCAAAGUUUUGGAUGUACGACGUCGGGGGACAAAGAGGACACAGAAAAAGAUGGAUCCGGGUAUUCGACGGCAUUCAAGCCAUUUUAUUUUUAAUAAGUGCUAGCGAUUUUGAUCAAACGCUAAGAGAAGAAUCUAGCAAAAAUCGAUUGCUGGAAGCGUUUGAUUUAUUGAGAGAUAUUCAUAAAUGCAAGUUUGUCAGAGAUGCAGGGUUAAUUGUAUUUUUAAACAAGCAAGACCUUCUUAAAAGAAAAAUAGUAGAUCAAGGCAGGCGCAUAGAAGAAUAUUUUCCAGAGUACAAAGAGUACAUUCCCAACAAAAAAGAUGGGUGGGACGGUAUAGAUCAAUAUACAAAGGCUAAAUUGUUUAUGAAACAUAAAGUUAUGGAAAUUGCUUCUACCCCUGUGGCAAUUGAAUCGGUAGGAUUUGUGCCUGGAUACAAUUUUCAUGAAGAAUUGCCGCCAAGAGAAGUUUAUGUCCAUUUUACGGUGGCAACAGAUACCAAUAAUAUUAGAACAGUCUUUGAGAGCGUUAGAGAAAUUAUACUCAGGGAUAUUACUAGUAAAGUUUUUUCUUUGUGAUUGGGAUUAACCUUAGGUUAUAUUGUAAGGAUAAGAUAAUAAUCUUUUAAAAUACACAAAUAAAUAAUGUAUAAAUUUAAUCAA
This is a messenger RNA of Anthonomus grandis grandis, 1352 nucleotides long. It is a transcript of the gene Galphaf, whose product is annotated as guanine nucleotide-binding protein G(f) subunit alpha. Gene Ontology annotation, molecular function: GTP binding; G-protein beta/gamma-subunit complex binding; GTPase activity. The record is from RefSeq and is a predicted model, not a curated record. Gene Ontology annotation, biological process: adenylate cyclase-modulating G protein-coupled receptor signaling pathway. The transcript has 7 exons. Gene Ontology annotation, cellular component: heterotrimeric G-protein complex. Bases 93 to 1268 code for a protein of 391 amino acids. NCBI's taxonomy places the organism in Eukaryota, Metazoa, Arthropoda, Insecta, Coleoptera, Curculionidae.